Messenger RNA from Mollisia scopiformis, 1331 nucleotides. RefSeq lists its product as uncharacterized. NCBI's taxonomy places the organism in Eukaryota, Fungi, Ascomycota, Leotiomycetes, Helotiales, Mollisiaceae. Bases 33 to 1331 code for a protein of 432 amino acids. The transcript is spliced from 4 exons. The record is from RefSeq and is a predicted model, not a curated record.
UAUCGAUCAGUAACGACCCUCCGAAUGACAAUAUGCAACUCAAGGGUUGUCUCCUUUUGACUCUCCUCCCUAUUGAGAUUCGUCAGAAGAUCUACCGGGAGCUGUUCCUAAGACCAGUUGGCAUUGUCCCAGGACCCAUUCGAUACAAGCCAAAGAUUUGCUAUCGCAAUACAACUAUCAACAUAUACUCCUACCAAUGGGAGAGCCAUCGACAGAGCUACUAUGAUGAGUGGGGUCUUCCGCAUUACGAUGGUUCCCCAGAGAGCUUCACCAAGGAGUGGAUUACGAAGCCAACUGAGGAGGAAGUCCGCUUGAUGGAAGAUGGGAUCUUGGAGUCGGCGCAUGAAACCGGUGUUUGGAAGCUGCCUGACAUUAAAGAUGAGGAGGGUACGACCAUCUACCGCGAGAUUCGCAACCAUGGAGGUCGACCGGAAGUCCUCAAUUGCACUCGAGUCAUGUCCACCGGCUUCGAAAAUACAUUCGUCUUCAACACUCGAGGCAACUCCCCCUUCACCCAUCAUCAAGGCGUCCACGUCCACGAUGUCUUUAGCAAGAAUCGAGCUCUUGUGCCUGGCCUUCCUUUUCCCGAUGGUCGACCUGUUUCUCAACGCCAGAUCCAAACUGCGAUUGAGAAGAUGUUCGACAAGGACAAGUAUCAACCUCUCUUCGUUGCUAGAGAUCCCCUAGCCAAGUUCUUCAACAUCAUUGGUCGCGAGAACGCAUCCAAGAUCCGCAAGAUCGUGAUCGAGGGUUUCUUCAAGACCGCUGAAGAGAAUGAGCGAUACAAGUUCGAGCGUCCCAAUGGUCUUGGACAGAUCUUGCCGAUCCAUACCACGAUCCUGAGAAACGUUUGCAUCGACUUGCAACAACUUACCAUUUUUCUGGGUGAAGAUGAUGAACUGUGGAAUGACGACCUCGAGAAGCAGAGCGGGCUCACAGACGAAGAUAGAAUUGACAAAAUCAUUGCAGGUGUUGUCCAUGGGCUCUCGAACCUUCAACAACUCCGUCUAGAGAACAGAACUCGACUUAGAGGGGUUGAGGGCCAGCCACAUGCCUACAACAAACAGAAGGAAGAUGUAGCUGCGAUAAAGGCUAAGAAGGACGAGCGGAUGGAACUCGAUCAGUACAUCUGGAAGGAAGAGGGUUUCUCCAAGCGCGGACGUGGUGGACGAGGAGGCGGUCGAGGAGGUAGAGGUCGUGAACGUGGGGGAUAUGCUGGUAUUGGUAGACCAGUUCAGAACUCCUUUGCAGCUCUGAUUGACCAAGCUGUUGCAGCUGCAGGUAACGGCGAGUGUAGUUCGACAAGCAGACCAUCCUUCCGCAAAGGAUAG